UCCACCCCCUCUGCAAUUUCCGGACUUUUUACAUCAGCAAUUAUGGUCUCUUCCUCACUUUGAUCAUUUCCAAAGCCUCUCAUUAGCUCCAUCUCAGCACCCCACAAAAAAAAAAAAAAUGCAUUUCAAUGUCCUCUCAAUUACCAUCCCUCUCUGCUUGUUACUCAAUCAAAUUCAUUUUUCUGUUGCCACCACCAAAUCAUCUGUUCUUUAUCACCCAAUUAACAACAUCGCCGUUAACUGCGCCUCCUCUGGCAACUCUACUGCAGUAGAUGGCCGGCAAUGGACGGGAGAUAUCGGUUCGAAUUACGCCCCUUUAUUACAUAGUAACAAAGGAAAAUUGAUUAGCUCAAAAGCCACUAGCCCACCACUUUCUCCUGAUCCAGUGCCUUAUAGGUCAGCCCGGCUCUCCCGAUGGCCUUUCACAUAUGCAUUUCGAGUCUCACCAGGCCAAAAAUUUAUCCGCCUACAUUUCUAUCCAGCAACAUACCGGGGUGGUUUUAAACGGUCUCAGGCCUUUUUUACGGUAAAAGCUGGUCCAUAUACCCUUCUUAGCAACUUUAGUGCUUCCCUUACAGUUGAUGCUUUAGGCUUGGACUCUCUUGUUAAAGAGUAUUGUGUGAAUGUGGAAGAAAAUCAGCCACUGAUCAUAUCAUUCUCUCCCUCAUUAGGUGGUUCUUCUGAUGAGGCAUAUGCUUUUGUCAAUGGGAUCGAAAUCGUCUCGAUGCCGGCUGGACUUUAUCAUACACAAGAAGGUGAUGCAGGUGCACAUGUUGUCGGCCAGAAUUUUCGACUCCCAAUUGAUAAAAGCAUUGCACUUGAGAUGGUGCAACGGUUAAAUGUUGGUGGAACAGCCAUCUCAUCCAUAGAAGAUACAGGUUUGUUUCGUGAUUGGUCUCAGGACUCAAAUUUUUUGAUGGAAACAUCAUAUGUCCAGCCAGUUACUACCACCCUUCGAAUCAAAUACACAAGUAUACCAUCAUACACUGCUCCUCAGAAAGUUUACCAAACAUCAUGGUCAAUGGCUACAGACAGGCAACGGAACGGUAACUUCAAUUUUACGUGGAAGUUGCCUAUUGAUUUUGGAUUCAGGUACCUUCUUAGGUUACAUUUUUGUGACUUUGAAUACGAAAUAGAAGAGCGUGACCGCACAAAAUUUAGUGUCUUCUUUGAUGAACACGUUGCUGAAGCUAAAGCAGAUAUUAACAAAUGGAAUGGUGGAAACAGGGUUGCUGUCUAUAGGGACUAUGUGGUGAGGAUUGAAGGAGAUAGGAUGGAGGUAAAACACGAUUUGCUCAUAGCAUACUUCCCUCACAACCAUGAAUGGAUUGAAGACAUUGAUACAGUUCUAAAGGGGUUAGAGGUAUUCAAGCUAAGCAACCCUGACAAAAAUCUUGCUGGUAUGAACCCGGUGCCACUGUCAUGCGCUUCGACAUCUAGUAACACAAAACCCCAUAAGUUUGUGUAUGCUUCCGGUGGUAAUGCCCUUGCAACAGUUUUGGUAAUAUUACUUACCGUUACGAAUAUUAGUGUUUACAUGUUACGUGUUUUGGUUGAGAAAUUUGGUGAAAAGAACAUCUCACCAUUACCGCCUGAAGGGUUGUGUCGUCGCUUCUCACUUUCUGAGGUCCUCUUAGUGACCAACAACUUCAGUCAUGAAUUUUUCAUUGGAAGUGGUGGAUUUGGUAAUGUCUACAAGGCGCACAUCGACGAUCGAACAACUACUGUUGCCAUUAAGAGGUUGAAUUCGAAGUCUAAGCAAGGGGCAAAUGAGUUUCGGACAGAGAUUGAGAUGCUUUCUAACCUUCGGCAUACGCAUCUCGUGAGUCUUAUAGGCUAUUGUGAUGAACGACAGGAGAUGAUCCUUGUUUACGAGUACAUGGAGCAUGGUACACUUGCUGAUCAUAUUUAUAAGCAUUAUACUUUUGGUAAUGGCACUAUUUGUCAUCUGUCAUGGGAUCAAAGGAUGAAAGUUUGCAUUGGUGCUGCUCGUGGACUGGAUUACCUCCAUACAGGUACUCGAUGUGGUAUCAUACACCGUGAUAUUAAGACGACAAAUAUUCUUCUGGACAAGGAUUGGGUUGCCAAGAUUUCAGAUUAUGGGUUGUGCAAAGAAGGCACUACAAGCCAUUCACACAGUCAUGUUAGCACUGAUGUUAAAGGAACGCUUGGUUACUUGGAUCCAGAAUAUUUCUUAACCCUUAGACUAACUAAGAAAUCAGAUGUCUAUGCAUUUGGUGUCGUGUUGUUAGAAGUGCUUUGUGGGAGGCCAGCCGUGGAUUUAAGUUUGGAGGAGGAGCAACGCAGUCUAGCUUGGUGGGCUCAAGAAUGUAUCAAAGAGGAAAAGUAUGAUCAACUUAUUGACCCCAGUUUGAGGGACCAAAUCUCGCCACAGUGUUUGAAGGUCUUUACAGAAGUUGCUAAUAAAUGCUUGCAUAAGCAUCCAAGUGGACGGCCUACCAUGACUGAUGUCGUGGCGAGCCUCGAGUGCAUGUUGGCUUCACAUGAGCAACCCAAAAAUGCUUUCACAGAGGAGGAGGAGCAAGAGAAAGGGGAGGAAGAGGAGGAGGAUGUCAAUGUUCAUGGGGAUCCCAACCAACUGAUUUAUUACAAUGACAUGAACAAACAGCAAACUGAAAUUUUUCCACAAGGUAAUGUUGCAUCCUCAUCCACUCCGAUGCAGCUUAAUGAUGAUACCCAACGCCAGAAGAGAUCGAGGAAAAAUCUGUUUGACCCUUGUUUGAUGGACCAAAUCUCGCCACAGUGUUUGAAGGUCUUUACAGAAGUUGCUAAUAAAUGCUUGCAUGAGCAUCCAAGUGGACGGCCUACCAUGAUUGAUGUCAUGGCGACUCUCGAGUGCAUGUUGGCUUCACAGGAGCAACCCAGAAAUGCUUGCACAGAGGAGGAGGAGGAAGAGAAAUGGGAGGAGGAUGUCAAUGUUCAUGGGGAU
Rhododendron vialii is the source of this 2950-nucleotide messenger RNA. Its product is annotated as receptor-like protein kinase FERONIA. The annotation marks the transcript as partial. The record is from RefSeq and is a predicted model, not a curated record. NCBI's taxonomy places the organism in Eukaryota, Viridiplantae, Streptophyta, Magnoliopsida, Ericales, Ericaceae. Gene Ontology annotation, biological process: protein phosphorylation. Gene Ontology annotation, molecular function: protein kinase activity; ATP binding. The transcript has a single exon.